Molecule: messenger RNA, 1335 nt
Organism: Hirsutella rhossiliensis
Lineage: Eukaryota; Fungi; Ascomycota; Sordariomycetes; Hypocreales; Ophiocordycipitaceae
Product: putative RNA methylase family UPF0020 domain-containing protein
Exons: 4
Coding region: 1-1335 (444 amino acids)
Biological process (GO): methylation
Cellular component (GO): cytoplasm
Molecular function (GO): nucleic acid binding
Source: RefSeq, a predicted model, not a curated record
AUGGACUUUAUCGUCAAAUUUGCCCAAACGCACGAGUCGUUUCGGCUGGCCGAGAUUGAGGCCCUGGCCGUUGUCGAGGGCGUCGAUUUGGCAGUCGUUAAGUACAGCCUCGAGUCGCCCUUGUGCCUCGUCCGGCUCCCAUCUCUCGAGGCCGCUCAAAAGUUGAUUAGACGGUCUGUUCUGGCACAGUCAAUCCAUGAGCUCUGGGGUUCCGGCGCCACCUUGGACGAGCUUCAUCGGUCUGUCAAGGAGCGGACAAGCCAGACAUGGGCUCGGUUCAAAGGCCUGUCGUUCAAGUUUGCCAUCGACUCAUACCAGGGGACGCGCUCCGACGGCCAAAGGCUAUCCAUCAUCAACUCGUUCCGGUUCCUCCCCUUCGAAGGCCCCAUCUCCAUGUCCCGCCCGGACAAUGUCUUCACCGUAUUUGAGCUCUGGCCUUUCAACAGCGUGCCCCUCGGCGUUGAAAAUCCAGACAUGAUGUAUCUCGGGCGACUCGUCGCGAGUUCAUCGCGCGACGUCAUCCUCAAGUUUGACCUCAAAAAAAGAGGCUACAUCUCCACCACCAGCAUGGACUCGGAGCUGUCCCUGGUGACGGCCAACAUUGCACUCGCCGCGCCAGGCAAGCUCUUCUACGACCCCUUUGUCGGCACAGGCUCUUUCCCCAUAGCCUGCGCGCACUUUGGCGCCGUCGGAUGGGGGAGUGACAUUGAUGGCCGGAGCAUCCGUGGUGACGGGCAGCGCAAGAGUCUACGGGGCAACUUUGAGCAGUACGGCCUCGGCAGAUGCCUAGGCGACAUGUUCGCAGCGGACUUGACGAACACGCCCGUAAAGAAGGGGAGAAAGAUAUGGGAUGGCAUCGUGUGCGAUCCGCCCUAUGGCGUGCGUGAAGGGCUGAGGGUGCUUGGUGUCAGGGACCCGGAGAAGACCCCUUGGGUCAUCGAACAAGGAAUGAAAAAGGCAGGACUUCCCGAUUUCGUGCCGCCAAAGAAGCCCUAUAGUUUUCUGGCCAUGCUCAGCGAUAUCCUUGAAUUCUCGGCCCAGACCCUCGUGGACAACGGAAGGCUUUCCUUCUGGAUGCCCACCGCCAACGACGAAGACCAGGAGAUGACAGUGCCAUCGCACCCAUGCCUCGAGCUUGUGGUGGUCUGUGUCCAGGUCUUCAACAAAUGGUCGAGGCGUCUCAUCACAUAUCGGCGCAUUCCAGAUGACCAAGUCUCGCAGUCUUUGCUCGAGGCUUACGAGGCACAAAAAAGCGUCCAGCAUGUGGGCACAACGGCAGACGAACUGAAUCCAUUUCGCCGCGGGUACUUUCAUAAGUUCGAGACAAAAGACUAG